This is a messenger RNA of Hevea brasiliensis (rubber tree), 1394 nucleotides long. Its product is annotated as early nodulin-75-like. The transcript has a single exon. The record is from RefSeq and is a predicted model, not a curated record. The coding region runs from base 72 to 1259 and encodes 395 amino acids. Gene Ontology annotation, cellular component: plasma membrane. Lineage: Eukaryota; Viridiplantae; Streptophyta; Magnoliopsida; Malpighiales; Euphorbiaceae.
CAACUCUUCAUAUUUCCCCUCUUGUCCUAUUCUUCAUUUCCUGUCAAACUCGUUAUAACUAAUUGACUGCCAUGCCACUCCACCAUGAAAAUAAUCCUCACUUCUUUACACCACAACAGCAGCGUGAAGGCCAACAUCCCCUGACACCACCUACUCCUGCGGGGACCCCACCUGGUCCAGGCCUGCUGUCACAGCCACCGCAGCGUCGGGACCGACAAGAACAGCCACCUAGUCAACGUGUUCCAAAACCUCAACGCCAACCCUCCAAGCCACAAGGACAGGUUGAUGGCCCAUUGCAAGCUCCAUGGAAGCAAUCAGCCCCACGUCAAGAACAACCACCCCAAUCUCAUCCACAAGAUCAACGACAUGAUGGUGAAUACCGUAGUCCCUGGAUGUUCCCACACCAUCCAGAUGAAGACCACCGCAGUCAUGAUCCACUGCGUGAUGGCAAAUACCGUAGUCCUUGGAUUCCUCCACCAUCGCAGAAUCCAGAUGAAGACAUCAAGAUCAGUCCCCCGCAUACUCGUCCACCACAACAAGAUCAGCAAUCCAAGAAGCCCAAAACUACCGGGGUGACACAACCACAGGAUCAAGACCACUACCCCUUCCGUCCCAAUGAUGGUCUCCCACCAGCACAGCAACAGGACCGCUCUCGCCAUCCUCGUGGUUUGAGGACUCCAGCACCCCAGCAAACCAUGCCAAUAACAUGGUUAGGUGCAGCCUUGUGCGCCAUUUUCUGUAUUGUAAUAUUCCUGGGAGGCCUCAUUGUGCUCAUUGUAUAUCUAGUCUAUCGCCCACGUAGCCCUUGGUUCGAGGUGUCUAGUGUCACUUUGAAUGCAGCCUACGUCGAUGCAGGUUCUCUGCUGAAUGCUGAUAUCUCUUUGCUUGUAAACUUCACCAAUCCAAACAAAAAGGUUGGUCUGGAGUUCAGUCACAUGAUCAUUGAUCUAUACUAUGAGAAUACUCUCAUGGCAACCCAAUAUAUCGAAUCUUUCUCAGCACCAAAGGCUCAGUCCAGGUUUGCGAGUGUUCAUAUGAUAACAAGCCAGGUUCGGCUUCCCAUGGGAGACAGCGCACGGCUUCAGGAGCAGAUAAAUAGAAAUGGAAUCAUAUUUGACGUCAAAGGAGUAUUUCGGGUGCGAUCUAAGCUGGGGAAUUUCCUUACAUACUCCUAUCGCCUUUAUGGUCAUUGCACCAUCAUGGUGACAGCUCCUCCUACUGGUGUCCUAACAGCAACCAGAUGCAGAACAAAACGUUGAGUUGUUCUGUCUCCCAUAAGAAUUAAUUUUGCAGUGUCAAUAACGAUUCUUCCUUCUUGCUUAAUAGCAUCUUCUUUUGAGUCUAAUUACAAUGUUUUCAAGGAAAUGCCUCUUCUCCGCUUUGGAUUAUUUCUA